AUGAAAAAAUUUGCACAAAGAAGCGCACGACCUUCAGCAGCCUCUACUUUUGUUAAAAGAAAUAGUCCAAAUAGAGUCAGAAAUCGGGAUCGUUUGAAAGGGUUUCAAUUGGAUUUAAAACGAGUACAAUAUGCUUUGCCAGAUAUUAGCAAAACUACUUUGAAAAAUACUCAAAAGCGAAAGUAUAACCCUGCUAAUUUUGUCAAGAAUCGUGAGAGAAAGUUCCCUCAGACUAUUAUUACAAAGGACAUCAAGGAUAAACUAUACAAGCCUAGAAGAAGAAUCAAUAAUGGGUGUAAUUCUCCAACUUCGGUAACUUUAAGACCACAUGUUGGGCUAAUAAAGAAGAAUAGUCCGACUAAGCCAAAGGUCAAACCAAAACCUUCCACUAGAUUUGUGAGUCCGGAUGUGACACGAAAUGAAGGCAGCUGCUUAAUGAUGGAUAAUAACGAUUUCAAUAUUUCAAACACGGCAAAGAAGAAUAGAAAGAACUUCAAUCUUACUAAUCUCCAGUUGCUCUAAAGAAGAACUUCAAAAAGAAGAGCAUCAAAAAGAAGAGCAUCUUGGAAAAGGCUUUAAUGCAGCAUUCUCCUGGACUAUUUAUCAAUACUAAGCAUGCUUCCAUGGUGGAAAAACAGAAAAUACGCCAGAACAACGCUUCAAACUACAGAAUUUGCUCUCCAGGCCAAGAGAAACAGCCACUUUUAGGAAUGAAACUUUUCUAUGAUUACAAAUCUCCGAAAAACAGGAAGACUCAUCCAAUGCUUUCUGAAGAAAGAUACAUGAAAAAGAGGGAACAUAAAUAUAGUGAUGAUUCAGACCAGGAAGACCUUAUUAAGACAACCGAUGAAAUAGGAGAUCAUCCAGAUGCAGACCUUGCAGAAUUUAAAAACGACUUGAAAAGGAAGAAAAAGAGAAAGAAGUACUCUAUUUAUUUCAACAAUCUUUGCUCUAAGCCUUCGAGCGGUGAAAUAGCAAGAGUUAUCUGUAGAGAUAGAAGAGAGAUUGAUCAGAACGCUUGAACAGGUUUUAAGGAUAUGCUAGCUUUGGUUAAUGACAUAAGACCAGCAUCUAACAGCAACAAUCUACCACAAUAAGGCAGUAGCAUUGUGCCUCACCAGAGACAGGAAGAAAUAUUUAAU
Moneuplotes crassus is the source of this 1142-nucleotide messenger RNA. Lineage: Eukaryota; Ciliophora; Spirotrichea; Euplotida; Euplotidae. The record is from the annotation of a GenBank genome assembly.